UCGCUGGCUGCGUCUUGUCGUUCUCUCGUCGGCGGUCGUCCAUCUCACGGUUUGUCGAUCUCGUCUCGGUCUUUCUUGAUUUCGCCCCGUGCAGCCCUGCUUCGUCGCCUCGCCGCCUUGCACGACGAAUAAUGGAGGACCCCAACGGCAACGACUCGGAAAUGGCCGAUAGCGAAGAGCGGGCAGGGGCUCGUUUUAUUUAUACUGCGGAGGAGAAGGCGCUCCUCCAAGCGCUCGUAACCAAGCAUGCGCGAGUGCUAGAAAGCAAAAAGACAAAUAACUACUCGAAGGAGGCUAAACUUAAAGCUUGGGAGAAACUCAGCACCGAGUAUAACAGCCAGCCAAACGUCCGCCCACGAAGCGCUAAGCAACUUAAGAAGCGUUGGGAGAACGAAAAAUCCAGGUACAAAAAAACGAAGUCCGACGAAACGAGAGACAUCCACGCCACGGGAGGUGGGCCACGAACAAGCCGCCCGAUGAGCCCCUCACUCAUCCUUGUGGGAGCGGCGGCAGAGCACAUGGAGACAGUGGUGACGAAUCUCUGUGACAGCGACAGGGCAAGAGACCGGCCAGUACUGUCGCUGCCUCCGGCCGCUAUGUUGGAGGCGAUGGUGCGAGGCACUGAAGGCGAUGACAGUCACGCCAGCUGGGCACUUUGUUAG
Ixodes scapularis (black-legged tick) is the source of this 662-nucleotide messenger RNA. Its product is annotated as myb/SANT-like DNA-binding domain-containing protein 3. The coding region runs from base 132 to 662 and encodes 176 amino acids. The record is from RefSeq and is a predicted model, not a curated record. NCBI's taxonomy places the organism in Eukaryota, Metazoa, Arthropoda, Arachnida, Ixodida, Ixodidae. The transcript is spliced from 2 exons.